AUGAGGCGGAGAGCUCAUCACAGAGCUGUUCCUUGCAGCCCUGGUCCUCCGCAGAGCAUCACUCCGCCUCAUCAGCCAAGGUCCAUUUCCCACCUUCAUACCAGCACAGCCAUGCUGGGCACAGCAGUGCGGCUCUCGGUCCUGCUCGGCCUCCUUGGCGUUGGGAAAAGCCAGAUGUUUCACAUGGGACCAUGUCCAGAUCCACCAGUCCAAGAAAACUUCGAUAUCAACAAGUAUUUGGGGAAAUGGUAUGAGAUAGAGAAGCUGCCGUCAAGUUUCGAGAAAGGAAGUUGCAUCCAGGCAAACUACUCGUUGAAGGAGAAUGGGAAGUUCAAGGUGAUCAACAAGGAGCUGCAUUCCAAUGGCAAGGUCAAUGAAAUUGAAGGAGAAAUCAUGCACAUGGAUGUAAAGGAGCCGGCCAAGCUGGGCGUCCGCUUUAACUGGUUCAUGCCUUCUGCCCCUUACUGGGUCAUCUCCACCGACUAUGAAAACUACUCACUGGUUUACUCCUGUACCAACAUCCUCUGGCUCUUCCACAUUGACUAUGCCUGGAUUAUGUCAAGAACCCCCGAGAUGCACCCAGAAACCGUGGAGCAUCUGAAGAGCGUUCUCCAGUCCUACAAGAUUGACACCGAGAAAAUGAUUCCCACGGAUCAACUUAACUGUCCUCCAGAGAUGUAACUCCUGGCACACAGUGACACAGUGCUAGACCAGCGAUGAACUUUGUUGCUUUCUUUAUUAUCCACUAGAAUUUCUCUGUAUAACAGAGAAAUGUAAUAAUCCUUUUGCUAAUGGUAGUUUGCCAGCCCUGAGUUGCUCCUUGUAGUCAUUCUCUCUGUUGCUCUCCCCUGCUUUUUCAUUUUGCUCUGACUUUUGCAGAGUAACUGACUGAUCCAAAGCUAAUGAGUGAAGAAGAGAAACCCUGAAGUGCAGAUGUGAAGCUCUGCUUGUCACUGUGAGUCCUCCAUUACGUGGAUGGGAAAGGGUAUGAGAUGUGAUGAGCAAGUGUUAGUCCCUGUGGAAAACCUUUUGUCAUGUACCCCCAGGUUUGUUUCUCUUGAUGCUUCUGGGCCUUCUAGGACUCUAUGGUGUCUGAGCUACAUCACAGGUGCUGCCUUCCCAGCGGCAAUCUCCAGACACGGUGGCUGGGCCCUGCAGCCUGGGAACUGAGGUUGGGGAUCUUGAAUGUUUUCUGGUGCAGGCCUGUAGGCAUAUGUUAUUGCCAAGUCAGCAGAGCUCCUUGCUAGAAAUCAGAUCUGGCCCUUUGUAUUUAAAGUCUUAGAAGUCUGAAAAUGUCCGGAAGUUCAGCAUUGCUCCAUCCCCUGUGUCUGUAUGUGACUUGCCUCAAGUGAGGCUGGUCCUGCAUCUGAAGGGGUCAGCUCUGAGAAUACCCGCAGGCAGACAGAGAUGGGUCUGCUCCCUUGUCCUCUCCUCCCAAGGCCUCUCCCUACCGCCGAGAGAUGGCAGGCGCUGCCCGACAUCCUGCUCACUGCUCUGUACGCGCCGAGUGCCUGCUGGCACUGCAUCUGCCCUGGCAGGUGUUCACCAGGCACCGCCACAACUCUGCUUGAAUAGCACUGAUGCAACUCAUUAAAAAUGAAAU
Molecule: messenger RNA, 1603 nt
Organism: Athene cunicularia (burrowing owl)
Lineage: Eukaryota; Metazoa; Chordata; Aves; Strigiformes; Strigidae
Gene: APOD
Product: apolipoprotein D
Exons: 5
Coding region: 1-681 (226 amino acids)
Biological process (GO): brain development; lipid transport; tissue regeneration
Molecular function (GO): cholesterol binding
Source: RefSeq, a predicted model, not a curated record